AUGAAUGCUUCCACCAUCGCCAUCCAUUGGCAUGAUGACAGCCAGCCCGUGUAUUCUGUGACUUUCCAGCACCGCACAGACGACAUUUCCCGCCUCGCGUCCGCCGGCGGCGACAACAACAUCCGCAUUUGGAAAGUGUCGUAUCCCAAACCAGAAAACACUCUGCCGCCCACUGUCGAGUACCUUUCGACGCUCCGAAAACACACGCAGGCGGUCAAUGUGGUGCGGUUUUCGCCGCGCGGCGACGUGCUUGCGUCUGCGGGCGACGACGGCUUGCUUAUUCUCUGGACCAAGAGCGACAAGAUCGUGGCGGAUUUUGGCCACCAGGACGACGACGCCAAGGAGAGCUGGGUGCCGCGCCACAUUCUCAACAUGCUGCUGGAGGUGUAUGACCUCAGCUGGUCGCCCGACGCGGCGUUUCUUGCCGCGGGCUCGAUGGACAAUACAACGAGGAUUUUCAGUGCCUCGGGAAACAGGCUUUGCGAGUUGACAGACCAUUCUCACUACGUACAAGGCGUGGCGUGGGACCCGCAGAACGAGUACCUUGCCACGCAGAGCGCCGACCGCACACUCCAGCUCUACCGGUGGGAAAACGGUGAAAUGGUGCCUUUGGCCAAACAUUGCCGUGUCGAGCUUCCCACGGCCAAGCUCUCAGUGGCAGGAAAAGAGCUUGACACGGCGCACCCGUCCGAGCCGUCGCUGGGCCGCCGCACGUACUUGUUCCACCUGGAGGCGCUCCAGUCGUUUUUCCGGCGCCUUGCCUUUUCGCCCGACGGGGCGCUUUUGGUGGCGCCGCUGGGUGUUUUCCGCGAGGAGCCCGACCUGCUUGAAACCGCCUACGUGUUUGUCCGGAGCGGCUUGGCGCGAGGGCCCGUGUGUCACCUUCCAGGGCUAAACAAGCCGUCAGUGGCCGUGGCCUUUAGUCCCGUGCGCUACAAGAGCAGAAACGGCGCUGUGUUUGCUUUGCCGUACAAAAUGGUGUUUGCUGUGGCGACGCAGACGUCUGUAGUGGUUUACGAUACAGAACAGCUCCAGCCUUUAGGUGUACAAGCCGAUAUGCAUUACUUGUCCAUUACAGACUUGUGUUGGCAUCCGGACGGACAGAGUCUUGUGGUUUCGUCGGCGGAGGGGUUCUGCCUGGUGAUUGUGUUUGAUGCCGGUGUGUUUGGCGAGGUGUACGGAGGAAAUUUGGAGAAAGGAGAUGGAGGUUUGGAAGGAGAUGGAAAUCUGGUGAAAAGAGAUGGAAAGUUGGAGAAAGCAGACGAAACCUUAGAGCGGGAAAAUGAGAGAGAGGCCCGAAUCGCAGAAGACAAUGCAAAAGGCGUCGUCCUGACUACUGCUGAAUACAACGAAGUAACCUGUGAUGGCGGAAAACCAGAGGAAAGAGCCACCGUGGCAACUGGAGCAGAAGACGCUAAGGACUCCUUGCAUGAUACGCAGAAACUGGAUCCUGAGAGUGUCCCAGCUAUGGAUCCUGAGAGUGUCCCAGCUAUGGACCCAACAUCUACAAACUCAGACAGGGCCGAAAAUGUCCCAACUGCCAUGGAUCCAACAUCUACAAAUUCAGACAUGGUCGAAAGUGGAUCUACGGCGGUCCUGGCAGACCAGGCGACAGCCGCUCAGAUUCUGCAGAGUCUGCCUUUCCUGCAACCCACGCAAACAGAAGCGAAUUCUCAGGUUUCGGCGCUUCUAUCGCAGUUCAUAGCUCCACCCGUAGCAGCGGACCAGAACAAGAAGCGGCGUGUCCAGCCAACGCUCAUCCAGCCGGAGAAAAACGACGGAAAUAAGUAA
Messenger RNA from Clavispora lusitaniae ATCC 42720, 1791 nucleotides. It is a transcript of the gene CAC2, whose product is annotated as Cac2p. Lineage: Eukaryota; Fungi; Ascomycota; Pichiomycetes; Serinales; Metschnikowiaceae. The record is from RefSeq and is a predicted model, not a curated record. Gene Ontology annotation, molecular function: protein binding. Gene Ontology annotation, biological process: DNA replication-dependent chromatin assembly; nucleosome assembly. Gene Ontology annotation, cellular component: nucleus; CAF-1 complex.